AUGGCACGCCACCCUUACAGAUGUCAUGGAAACUUUCCCCAAAGGCCGGCCGCCCUGUUUCCACAGGUAUCCAGGUGUAGAGUGAAGCAGGCGCUGGAGGCCGAGUCAUCUGAGACCGGUUUAAAUCGAGCAACAAGAGCAGAGGAGCCGAGCGUCCCAGCAGAACAAGUAACAGAUCAAAACAAAUAACAGAGCUACAAAAUAAUUACACAUAUGAUCUGGAUCUUUAUAUAAAAUCAGAUUCCAUUGAAAUUGGAAAAUUGUGAUAAACGUAAAUAAAAACAGAACACAAUGAUUUGCAAAUCCUUUUCAACCUAUUAAAUAUACUACAAAGACAAGAUAAUUAAUGUUCAAAUUCAUAAACUUAUUAUUUUUUUGUAAAUAAUAAUUAACUCAGAAUUUCAUGGCUGCAACACGUGUCAAAGUAGUUGGGACAGGGGCAUGUUUACCACUCUGUUACAUCACUUUUCCUUUUAACAACACUUAAUAAAUGUUUGGGAGCUGAGGAGACUAAUUGUUGAAGCUUUGAAGGUGGAAUUCUUUCCCAUUCUAACUUGAUGUUCAGCUUCAGUUGUUCAACAGUCCGGGGUCUCCGUUGUCGUAUUUUACGCUUCAUAAUGCGCCACAUAUUUUCAAUGGGAGACAGGUCUGGACUGCAGGCAGGCCAGUCGAGUGUCCGCACUCUUUUACUACGAAGCCACGCUGUUGUAACACGUGCAGAACGUGGCUUGGCAUUGUCUUGCUGAAAUAAGCAGGGGCAUCGAUGAGAAAGACGUUGCUUGGAUGGCAGCAUAUGUUGCUCCAAAACCUGUAUGUACCUUGCACAGAUGUGUAAGUUACCCAUGCCUUUGGCACUAAUGCACCCCCAUACCAGACGCUAACUUUUGAACUUUGCGUCGACAACAGUCUGGAUGGUACAUUACCUCUUUGGUCCAGAGGACACGACGCCCACUAUUUCCAAAAACAAUUUGAAAUGUGGACUCGUCAGACCACAGAAGACUUUUCCACUUUGCAUCAGUCCAUCUUAGAUGAGCUGGGGCUCAGAGAAGCCGGCGGCGUGUCUGGAUGUUGUGAUAAAUGGCUUUCCCUUUGCAUAGUAGAGUUUUAACCUGCACUUACAGAUGUAGCGAGGAACUGUAUUUACUGAUAGUGGUUUUCUGAAGUGUUCCUGAGCCCAUGUGGUGAUAUCCUUUACACACUGAUGUUGGUUUUUGAUACAGUGCCACCUGAGGGAUCGAAGGUUACGGGCGUUCAAUGUUGGUUUCCGGCCGUGCCGCUUACAUGCAGUGAUAUCUCCAGAUUCUCUGAACCUUUUGAUGAUAUUAUGGACCGUACAUUUUGAAAUCCCUAAAUUUCCUUUAUCUGUCUUUGUAGUGUAUUCAAUUGAAUAUAGGUUGAAAAGGAUUUGCAAAUCAUUGUAUUCCGUUUUUAUUUACGAUUUACACAUCUUCCCUACUUCAAUGGAAUUGGGUUUUGUACAUCUGAGAAAAAAAAAUGACACUGAAUGAAUGUGUUUUAAAAAGCUCUGCAGGUUCGGAUCCUGUGAAGUCCAAAAGGAGUUAAAUGGAUCUUGCAAUGGAAGCACAAAAGCAGCCUCCCCUUCACUUGCAACACAAGAACCUGGAAAAGAUGUUGCACCUCUAUUUGAGACAUUAAGGUAAAGUAAAGAAUGACACAUGGAGCGAGCUGUCAGAUGUUUGAGCAUCAUUGUGAUGAGGUUUUAAUGAAUCUGAAUCAAGUAUUUUAGCUGUCUUUGAUUCGAUUAACAGAGCUUGUAUUUAUUUCCACAGGAUUCACUCAGAAGCCCAAAGAAUUCUGGGUAAUUCCAGCAUACCUGUGGUCAUCUUGGAGCGACUGAACCUCCGGUCUGUGUCCUUGCCAUGUCUGCAGCCCGUGGUGUCUCUGGUGAGACUGCCAUCUCAAACUCAAGCCAAGAUCGAACCCGACGUUUCCAUCUUAGCGAGUCCUCAGCAGACCAGCAGUUUGGGGGAUAAUGAAGCGUCACUUCUGUCUAAACCAGCAGAAUCUGGUCUCAACCAAUCAGAAUUAACCCCGACCUUGUGGACCGAGCCGUACUGUCCUGACAGCCCCCCCUCUGAAGAACCAGAGCAGGACUCAGGCUUUGAUUGUGAAUCCAAUCCAGAUCAGCCUUACAUCCUGUGUGACUCCGGAUCCGAGGAGUGGGAGCCAAAUGUGGAAAAAACAGAUUCAGAGACAUUUUACUUGGAUCCAGAUCCAGAGCUGACCUUGGUGAUAGAGCUGGAUCCAGAGCUGGAGGCAGAUCAGGAUCAGUUUGUGGAGCUGGAAGAUGAACCAGAGAUAAAAUGUGAAGAGGAGAUAGUCGAAAUGGAAGUCAGUGAUGAUCCCAGAGCUGAUCUUUGCUGCCCACAGGAGGAGGAAGACUCGACUGUUCAGCAGCCUGGACCUGGAUCAGGACCUGAGGAGAUGGAGAGUGAAGAUUUCUGUGCCGCGUGUCGUAACGGAGGAGAUCUUCUCUGCUGUGACCGCUGCCCUAAAGUUUUCCACCUGGGCUGUCAUAUACCUGCUCUCACCUGCUCCCCUCUGUAAGUGCUGCGAGGACACACAAACACAAGAACUAACUUGGUAGAAAUGGAUUAACAAGGAAGAAAAGAGUAGAAAACAAAUAUGCUCCUGAAAUAACCCGAGUUUUCCGGUUUUACAGAGGCGACUGGGUGUGCUCACUCUGCAGAACAGACCAGGACCCUGUGGGGACCCAUGACAGUGAGGACGCUCAGUCCUGUGGAGGAGUCAGAGCUCUGUACACCCUGUCCGACCAGGACCAGAGGGUGAGCUCAGUCGUUUAAAUCUUAUUUUAUUCUAGUGGCGGUUGCAGAAUCAUUACAGCAGAUAAUGAUAAAAUGAAAGUGAUGGAAACUUUGCUUAUCUACGUAACUGUAUUUGUGUGUUUGUGUGUUUGUGUUUAUCUCCUGUGCAGAGGUGUGAGAAGAUGACUCUGCUGUUGUUCUGUCACACACUCAGCGCUCCGUUCCACGAACCCGUCAGCCCUCUGGUCAGUCCGACACAUUUACACCAAAACUUGUAAUGAGAGACUUAUAGAAAUCACUUUUUAAGUCAUACUAUAUCAAAUAGCUGACUUUAUUCAAAAUGUCAACAAAUGUUACUGCAGCUCAAAGUUAAAGGCACUGUAAGGAGUUUUUAGCUGGUUAAGAAACAGACUGAAACUGAUACUAAAGCAUCUUCACCACCUUCAAAAGCAAAAAAGACUAUUAGUAAGAGGGUUGAUUAUUUCAGAGAGGUAAUUUUUUUAUGCCUAAAACGGCCAUAAGGGGGUAGGUGUCAAUCAACAUGAUUGACAGCGGGCCGAAAAACAGCAUUUCCUAACAACAAAUACUCACAGUAAGUUUUAUAUACUUCACUCUUAUGAGACAACAGAAUGAGGUUUUGUAUGAUUUCACAUUCACAGGACAAGAAAUUAGAGGAACUACUUUAUGUAAACACAAACUAAAAGUUCCUUACAGUAGCUUUAAUGACUUUGUGUGACACCUACACUGUGGCUGCUGUUUCUAGCCUCAAAAAUAACAAAAAAGGAGUAAAAAACUUUUAAUUUUAUUUGCUUUUGUAGCACAAAGAAAGUCAUCAAUUCCAACUUGAAUUUAGUUUCAUUGCCUGUUAAAAAAAAAAACCUACAGGAGUGCUGACAUUGCGUCCCCACUUUAAACUCUUCAGUGCAGAGGUAAAGUGAUAGCGGUAUGUCAUAGUUAUUUUCACCUAAACAAAGAGAAAGCUGGCUCACUGUGCUGUACAUGUCAACUGUUCCAGUUAACCUCCAUAAUAGAGUACAGUGUUAAAAUGAAAACAAUAGUGAUCUAAUCUCUGUGGACUCGCUCCAGGCCAGAAACUACUACCAGAUCAUAAAGAGGCCCAUCGACCUGUCCGUCAUCCGCAGGAAGCUGGACAAAAGCAACACUCUGCACUACUUCACCGCCGAGCAGUUUGUGGAUGACGUGCUGCUGAUGCUCAAGAACUGUGCUACGUUCAACUACGUGAGUUUGUCACAAGGUCGUUAGAGAACGGGUGGAUCACCAACUAAUAAUCUAAUUUCUGCUGUAAUUGAAUCAUCUCUGCGCCGCAGCCUGAGAGAAUAAGUUCCACAUGUGCGUAACUGGAACACUUUUUUAUUCCUUUAUAUGUAUGUAGAGGCUGCCAAUCAGGUUGUUUCAACUGCCAAAAACAUUCAAACUUCUGGUGGUACCUCCAAAGUUUAACAAGCGCCUAUAACCAUGUAAGCAGAUCUGUGAGGGUGUAAUUAAACACAGAGAGCUACAUGCAGAGUUUGGGUAGUACACAGGUUUUAUUAAUGUCCAGGUCAGCCGUGAUAUGGAUCCAUCAACACUGACAUAAACACAAGAGUUAUGGAUUUUGUAAACAUGGUUUGGAGAGACGAAUUCCCCCCACAUGGAUCACCUUUGCAACACCCACUUGUUAUUUUAUCUGUUUUCACACAUGCACAAAACUGUCCUGACAUUACCCAGACUUUUCCCAGUAAAAUUUCAGCAUGAAGUCAGUCUGAGCUUGUAAGAAAAGGCAGCAUGAAAAAUGUGGAAAUUUUCCUGCAAGUAACCUGAUGACAUAAAGAUUUGAAAAUAUCUUUAAAAUUAAACAUUAAAAUUUCAAGAUUUAAAUAAAAAAUGUAAGAUAAGAAUUCAACAUUUAUUUUGACAUGGCUUUGACGUUAUUUCGAAUUUAGAUUUAGGGUAAAGAUUCAAGAUGUAAAAUUGUUUAACGUUCAGAUUUAGAUUUCUAUUUCACAUUGUUCAACAUUUAGAUCUUUAUUUAAUUUGCAAAAUUUCGAAUAAAACUUUAGUGUAAAAGAUUUCCAUGAUUUCACUUUUGGAAAAUUUCACAUUUAUUUUUGUAUUUAUUGAAAGUAAGUUUACAAGUGAUGUUACUUUAAGAUUCAUUAUUUGAUUAAGAUAAAAGGUUUAACAUUGAUUUAAAAUUUAAACACACAUUUAAGAUCUAGAUUCAACAUUUGGAUUUUAAUGUCAUCUUUAAUUUUUAGAAUUUAGAUAUAAAUUAAAGAUUCCAAAUUAUGUGACAUUAAGUAUCUAAUGUGAGAUUUGUGUCCAAACAUUUAUGUUUUACAUUUAAAGGAAUUUAAGUUAAAAAUUAUUUAAGGUUUAGAUUUGACAUUUGAUCUUUAUCUAUCUUCAAUAUCUUUUAUAAAUAAAUACUACAAUUGAGUUCACAAAUAUUAAUGUUUUAAUUGAUGUAAAACAGCGACUUUGAAUAAAAUCUAAAGGUGUUUCCAAGCGUUGAAAAGCUAUAUGUGGAAAAAUGUUAUUUCACGGCACUCUACAAAAACAUGACCUGAUAUUAACUUUUUCAUUAUCUCCUUUCUUUGCAGCCGGACUCAGAGGUGGCUCAGGCCGGUCGAAACCUGGAGCUGUUUUUCUUGAGCAAACUUGAGGAGCUUUUUCCUGAUCAGAUGUUCCCGUCGGCCAGCCAGGACAAAACAGACCGAGCUCGCUCACGGUGGCUCAGGAGGAAGAGGAGGGAGAGCUACAGGAAGAAGAAACACGUACUUAGUGGAAGAAAAUAUUUACUGUGACUGCACACUGCCUGCAGGGUUGUUAUUUUCGUGCUUUAAAGCAUUUUACUAAAUAAAGAACAUGUAGAGGUAAAGCAUUUUAUUCUGUUUUCUAUUCUGAAAAGGAACUCUACCCCUCCACCAGGGGGCGAGCUUGUGUCUGGGACUGUACUGGUGCCACAUCUUUAAAAUGAAACUGGGGUUAAUUCAGGACUGCAAACUUACCAGAAAGGUACUUGUAGAUUUCUUGGAAAAAAUAGUUUUCUUUGUUAUUUAGGGGAAAGAUGUCAUAUUAACAUGAGAGCAGAAAAAAACGUUCACUUUUGAUAAAAAUAUCUGAGUAAAUACUCUUGUUGUCGUCUAUUAAACAUGUUCUCCGGAUUAAUCCAUCAGUGCUGUCAGCCUCUGUUUGUCCUGGACUCUGCUGCAGUCACUGGUGGUCUGCUCAGUCCGCGUUGUUGCUGAUGUUGGUUUUUCAUUUGCAGCUCUACGUGAGGAUUUUAAGGACAUUUUGUUCCUCCAAGAUUCACCUCAGAGUCAUUUGUCAAACAGGACAGAGUGCAAAGUGACAACCCUCUGAUAGUGUGACCACUUGAGCCAGAGAGCUUUCGUUUGUUUCUGCCAAAAUGCUUUUCUAUGAAAUAUAAUCUCUAAAAAGCUGCGCCGUAAUAGAUUCUACUCCCUGAAGCCCAUAAAAAUGAUUCAAAUGGAUAAAAUCUGUAGCAGCCGCUGAUAAAACCCUCUCUGUGCUGGCUUCAAACUCAGUGUUUAUCCACGUGUAUAUCCACCAGGAUGUAAAAAUUGUCAGUUAUUAAAUGAAGAAAUACAGAGAAACACGAGCCGAGCUUUCAGGGGUUCGUGGAUCAUGUCCAGAUAAAAUGGAGGAAAUUGACCGUGAGACAUUUUCAAAGGAAGCUUUAUUCCCCUCUAGUGUCUUUUAAACCCACUUUCUCCAGGCCAGUAAACCUCGGUCACAUGUCUGCUUUCCGUCUCUCUUCCUUUUUGUGGAGUAAUGUGCAGAUGUUUCAUUUAAGGACAUCAAAAGACCGUCUAAAAUCUGGUGAAUCACCAGCACACAAGGAGAAGAGGAGGGUAAAGCUCCUCCAGCUGUGGUGGACCUCUUUGAGAUAAGGCCCUCAUGUAAUGUUUAGAUCAGACUCAAGAGUGUACAUUAGUCUGAUACACUCAGCUAUCUCACUCAGUUUGUUUAGGAUGUAUUUAUCUGGUUAUUUAAGACUCACUUCCUCACUUUAAGUUUUGAUAAGAUUUCACUUUAAAGCUCUUUUUCUUGAUUUAUCAUUAGUUUGGUUUGUGUGAAUACCGCAUACAUCACCUUUUAAUUUUAUGACCACGGCUUUUAAGAGGUAAGAUAGCCGGUUCCUUAUGUUCCAUCUGUGUUCACAGCACACAGACCGAGGCCCAAGACAGCACUGAGCUGAUACAGACAGCUCAUGAAGCUCUGGAAAAGUGCUCAGCUGAACUUCAGUCAAGUGAGGAGCAGGAUAAAGAGGCUGAGCAGGAGUUCAGGAAUCCCCAACCUCAGCAAGAAGCUGCAGCAAGAACAAGCUGCUCUGCUGAGGACAGCUACAAAAAAUGUUCCCUGCACUCCAGAGCCAUGCUGCAUGGAGUAAAGAGGUGGAGGAGAUCAGCCUCCACCUGCAGAAGAUCCAGAUGGAUCUGCUUUAUCAAGCCCUGA
Molecule: messenger RNA, 7268 nt
Organism: Xyrichtys novacula (pearly razorfish)
Lineage: Eukaryota; Metazoa; Chordata; Actinopteri; Labriformes; Labridae
Source: the annotation of a GenBank genome assembly